AUGUUUGCCCCAGCCAAUGUCCCCAAGUCUCACCUCGGCCGCUACCGUCAGCUCGCUCCCACUGCCGCCGUUAGGGUUAGCCCACUAUGCCUAGGCGCCAUGAACUUUGGUGAAGGCUGGAAAGCAAGACUCGGUGAAUGUUCUAAGGAAACGUCUUUCAAGAUACUAGAUACAUACUACGACAACGGAGGCAACUUCAUCGACACAGCCAACAACUAUCAAUACGGAGACUCGGAGAAAUACCUCGGUGAAUGGAUGGAAGCCCGUGGCGUGCGCGACCAGAUCGUCCUCGCUACGAAGUAUACCACCGGCUACCGGAGCAACGUCCCGUCUGAGAUCCAAGCGAACUUCGUCGGCAACAAUGCCAAAAGCUUAAAGCUGUCUCUUGAGGCCAGUCUGAAGAAGUUGCGGACCGAUUACAUCGAUCUGCUCUUUACAACUAACAGAUUGACCCAGCUCUACGUCCACUGGUGGGACUUCAGCACUUCUAUCGAAGAGGUAAUGACCUCCCUGAACCAGCUCGUCCUCUCGGGCAAAGUCCUCUACCUAGGCAUCAGCGACACACCCGCCUGGGUCGUGACGAAAGCGAAUCAAUGUAAGCCUUCUCUCUCCCAGAGACCCCAUAAAGACUCAAUAAAAGACCCACUAACAACCCCAGAUGCGCGUGAUCACGGUCUCCGCCCAUUCUCCGUCUACCAGGGCAAAUGGAACGCCGCGGAGCGCGACUUCGAGCGCGACAUCAUCCCAAUGGCUGCAUCCGAAGGCAUGGGUCUCGCGCCGUGGGCAUCGCUCGGCGGCGGCAACUUCAAGAGUAGUACGCAGUGGGAGGAGAUUUCGCAGUCUGGAAAUAAUCCCGGGCGCGGGACAGCAGCCACGAAGCGGGAUAUUGCUGUGUCGAAGGUUCUUGAGAGUGUUGCGCAGCGACACGGGACUGUGAUUACGAGCGUUGCGCUCGCUUAUGUGCUGCGCAAGGCGCCUUAUGUGUCGCCUAUUAUUGGUGGGCGCAAGGUUGAGCAUCUGGAGAGUAAUAUUCAGGCUCUUGGGCUUGAGUUGUCGGAUGAGGAUGUUAAGGAGAUUGAGGGCGCUUAUGAGUUUGAUGUUGGGUUCCCGAUGAAUUUCUUGUUCCGGGGAGAAACCAAGGAGGCGCAUCCUGCUAACUCGCAGUUCUUGAACUCGAUUGCUAAGUUUGAUUAUCCUGAUUUGGUGCGUGCUGUCAAACCUAAGGAAUUGGAUGCUUGA
Messenger RNA from Penicillium soppii, 1239 nucleotides. RefSeq lists its product as uncharacterized. The coding region runs from base 1 to 1239 and encodes 412 amino acids. Lineage: Eukaryota; Fungi; Ascomycota; Eurotiomycetes; Eurotiales; Aspergillaceae. The record is from RefSeq and is a predicted model, not a curated record. The transcript is spliced from 4 exons.